AGAGUAAAUUUAGUUGUCACGGAAUUGAGUUCCUUCACAGUCAAUUGAGUUCUCUCCACUGUUCCGGUUAUACUCUCUUAUCUCUCUGUAACUCUUUUCAUCAGCGCAAUCCAUCUAAACUACCAGGAGCCACCAGGAUGGUGUCAGCUGGACUACAGAUGCUGGGCACGGCCCUAGCAAUCAUCGGCUGGCUGGGGACUAUCAUUAUCUGUGCUUUGCCCAUGUGGAAGGUGACAGCCUUCAUUGGAGCCAACAUUGUCACUGCUCAGGUCAUCUGGGAGGGAUUAUGGAUGAACUGUGUGACCCAAAGCACGGGCCAGAUGCAGUGUAAGGUCUACGACUCUCUCCUGGCCCUGCCCCAGGAUCUACAGGCUGCCAGGGCUCUGGUUGUCAUCGCCAUCAUCGCAGGCUUGUUUGCCAUCCUACUGGGUGUCGUCGGGGGGAAAUGCACCAACUUUGUUGAAGACGAGAAUUCCAAGGCAAAGGUGGCUGUUGCUAGUGGGGUCGUCUUUCUGAUUACUGCCCUUCUGGUCCUGGUUCCUGUCUGCUGGUCGGCCAACACCAUCAUCAGGGACUUCUACAACCCCCUUUUGAUCGAGGCCCAGAGAAGGGAGCUGGGGGCUUCACUCUACAUUGGGUGGGGAGCAGCAGGGCUGAUGAUCCUGGGUGGAGGGCUCCUCUGCAGCUCCUGCUCCAAAAAUGAGAAGAACUAUGAUUACAAAUACUCCAAGGCUGGUGGUUCUGUGGCUGCCAGCAGCAAAGCCUACGUCUGAAUGGUGAGACCUCCCACAACCGGGGAGCCUGUCUUGGUCAGAGGACUGAAGGGAUCGUUCAGUCGGACUCUCCAGGUCGUUCACUGUGCUGUUUAAAUGUUGUUGUUUUUUAAGAAAGGUUUUGCCAUGUUCCUUGUACUCAUACUGUUUCUCAAAAGUGUGAAAUUGCUUAUUUUGUAUAGGCUUUUGUUUUACUGUCAUGCGUAUCUAUGGUACCACAUUGAAAUUGAUGUUUAAGUUUAUAUUUGUGAGUUGAAUGUGUUUUGGCUAAAUAUUUACUUAUCUACAAAGUACAAAAUGUGAUAUGAAUAUAUUUUUCAUAUAUAUGUUUAUAUACACAUAAUUAUAUAUUUUGAAACAUGUUAACUGUUCAGUAAUUGGUGGAGUAAAUAGUUAAGGAGUAAACUGAAAUAAACUGUUUUAUUGUCACAUGGCCAACCUAAUAUUAUUUGUAAUGUUAUUAUUCUGUAUUAUAUACAUCUUCCAAUGUAUUUUUCUUUAUACGAAAACAAGUAUUCUGUUAUAACAAAUAAAUAUUUUAAGAAACAAC
Molecule: messenger RNA, 1323 nt
Organism: Esox lucius (northern pike)
Lineage: Eukaryota; Metazoa; Chordata; Actinopteri; Esociformes; Esocidae
Product: claudin-4-like
Biological process (GO): bicellular tight junction assembly; cell adhesion
Cellular component (GO): bicellular tight junction; plasma membrane
Molecular function (GO): structural molecule activity
Source: RefSeq, marked provisional